CCUCCGUUCUGGCGUGUCCGCUGCUGCUCUGCAAUGACGAGAUAAGACUUGUCGUUUGUCUUUUUGUCUUCUUGGGGAUUCCACGCUCUUGUCCACGAAGCCCACGACUGCCUCCCGGGUGUUUAUCUGCCUCUCAGGUUUUCUAGAAGGAUCUAUGACACACCAUCAUUAUUCGUGCCUAUGAAGACUUGGGACAUUCUAGAAUGAUCUAAUUGGAACACGUUAAAAGUAUCUAAUUGGAACAUUUUGCAAACAUCUAAUUGGAACAUCCUAGAAGGAUCUAAUUGGAACAUUCUGCAAGGAUCUCUUUGGAACAUCAAAGAAGGAUCUAUAUUGAACAUUCUGCAAGGAUCUAAUUGGAACAUUCUGCAAAGAUCUAAUUGGAACAUUCUAUAAGAAUCUAAGUGGAACAUUCCAUAGGGAUCUAAUUGGAACAUUCCAUAGGGAUCUAAUUGGAACAUUCCAUAGGGAUCUUAUUGGAACAUUCCAUAGGGAUCUAAUUGGAACAUUCCGCAAGGAUCUUAUUGGAACAUCGUAGAAGGAUCUAAUUAGAACAUUCUGCAAGGAUCUAAUUAGAACAUUCUGCAAGGAUCUUAUUAGAACAUUCUGCAAGGAUCUUAUUAGAACAUUCUGCAAGGAUCUAAUUAGAACAUUCUGCAAGGAUCUUAUUAGAACAUUCUGUAAGGAUCUAAUUAGAACAUUCUGCAAGGAUCUAAUUAGAACAUUCUGUAAGGAUCUAAUUAGAACAUUCUGCAAGGAUCUAAUUAGAACAUUCUGCAAGGAUCUUAUUAGAACAUUCUGUAAGGAUCUAAUUAGAACAUUCUGCAAGGAUCUAAUUAGAACAUUCUGCAAGGAUCUUAUUAGAACAUUCUGUAAGGAUCUAAUUAGAACAUUCUGCAAGGAUCUUAUUAGAACAUUCUGCAAGGAUCUUAUUAGAACAUUCUGCAAGGAUCUUAUUAGAACAUUCUGCAAUGAUCUUAUUAGAACAUUCUGUAAGGAUCUAAUUAGAACAUUCUGCAAGGAUCUUAUUAGAACAUUCUGCAAGGAUCUUAUUAGAACAUUCUGUAAGGAUCUAAUUAGAACAUUCUGCAAGGAUCUUAUUAGAACAUUCUGCAAGGAUCUUAUUAGAACAUUCUGCAAUGAUCUUAUUCGAACAUUCUGCAAGGAUCUAAUUAGAACAUUCUGCAAGGAUCUUAUUAGAACAUUCUGUAAGGAUCUAAUUAGAACAUUCUGCAAGGAUCUAAUUAGAACAUUCUGCAAGGAUCUAAUUGAAACAUCGUAGGAGGAUAUAAUUGGAUUAUUCUGCAAGGACCUUAGUUGAUCAUUCUAGAAGGUCUCAAUUGGAACACAUUAGAAGGAUCUCAUUGGAACAUUCUAGAAGGAUCUCAAUGGAACAGAUUAGAAGGAUCUCAUUGGAACAUUCUAAAAGGAUAUAAUUGGAACAUUAUAAAAGGAUCUCAUUGGAACAUACUAGAAGGAUCUCAUUGGAACGUUCUGCAAGGAUCGCAUUGAAACGUUCUGCAAGGAUCUAAUGGAAACAUUCUCGAAAGAUACAAUUGAAACAUUUUAGAAGCAUCCAAUUGGACAAUUCUAGAAGGAUCUAAGUGGAACAUUCUGCAAGCAUCUAAUUGGAACAUUCUGAAAGAACCUAAUUGGAACAUUCUAGAAGGAUCUCAUUGGAAUAUUCUAGAAGGAUCUCAUUGGAACAUUCUGCAAGCAUCUAAUUGGAACAUUCUGAAAGAACCCAAUUGGAACAUUCUAGAAGGAUCUCAUUGGAACAUUCUAGAAGGAUCUCAUUGGAACAUUCUGCAAGGAUCUCAUUGGAACAUUCUGCAAGGAUCUCAUUGGAACAUUCUAGAAGGAUCUCAUUGGAACAUUCUGCAAGGAUCUCAUUGGAACAUUCUAGAAGGAUCUAAUUGGAACAUUCUGCAAGGAUCUCAUUGGAACAUUCUAGAAGGAUCUCAUUGGAACAUUCUGCAAGGAUCUCAUUGGAACAUUCUGCAAGGAUCUCAGUGGAACAUUCUAGAAGGAUCUCAUUGGAACACAGGUGCUUAUGAAGACUUGGAACCAUGGAAAGUUGUGCUUAUGUUUCUUCCAAACCAAAACUCCAGUCUGAGGUGGAAGACGCAGAAGUUUCUGGAAAAGAAGAACCGGUUGUGGAAACCAGUAAGCGUGAUGAGUCUUGUUCAGCCGAGAAAAGCAAAGAAGUUCUGCUGGAGGCGCCCGGACCACCGGCGGUCCCUCUUCCAUCCGCCGACCCCCCAGGGGGUGUGGCUCUAAAGAUGUCCGCCACUCUCCUGCACCCCGUGUGCCUGAGCGAGAACCCUCUGAUGCUGCCCAUUCAGCUCCAGAUGGCGGCCGGGCCUCAGCUGGGUCCGAUGGGGGCGGCGCCGUACUUGCUGACGGGAACCAACCCGGUCUCUGUGCUCCUGGACCAGCACAUGAGUCCUGCCCUGAUCUCUCAGAACAACAUCUUGUGUCAGAAUCCGUUAUCUUUCAGCCUGCCUGCUGCUGUGGACCAGAAGUCCGCCGGGCCCACGCAGGACCCCAACCUGCUGUCCCUCCUCCAGAACCCGGCUUUCACUGCCAUCCUGCAGGACCUCUUCCCCCCCCAAACACCUUCAUCCACCUGCCACUCAUCAGGCUCCUCCUUCUUCCCCUUCCCUCCCCUCACACCGCCUUACUCCUCCCCUCUGGCCCCACUAGUGCCGCCGGCCACCCUUCUGGUUCCGUACCCGGUCAUCAUUCCUCUGCCUGUGCCACUGCCCAUCCCGCUGCCCGUUCCUGUCCCUCAGACCCCGGUGGACUCUAAGACCCACCUGCCCAAAGCCGUUUGCACGGAGAGUAAAAGCACUCAGACGCCCAGGGACUUCAACCCUCAACCCUCAAGCGGGCAGGUCCUGGACUUGUCCAUGCGAGCCUGUCCCGUAGAACCCAAACAGGAAUACUUUGUUCCGCAGCAGCAGGACGGCGUGCUAGACUUGUCGGUGCCUGGGUCCGCGGAGCGCGCCAACGCCGGUCUGGACUCCCGGCUGCUGGGGGGUCUGACCUCACUGGAGUUCAGCCGGCAGCACAGGUGGAUGGUGGACGGCGGCGCCGGGGGGUCCGCCUCUCUGGGCCACGGGACGGCCAACCUGGAGAUGGUCAGCGCCUCGCAGACCGCCAAGGUCAUCGUCGCCGUCAAGGACGCCAUCCCCGCCAUCCUCUGCGGGAAGAUCAAGAGUCUCUCCGGCGUGUCCACCAAGAACUUCUCCAUCCAGCCGAACCAGCAGCUCUUUGGACCUCAGGGGGACGCCGGCCGCCACCUGAAGAAGACCUCCAAGAACCGGGCCAUCAAGCUGAAGAAGGUGAGCUCCCAGGAGAUCCACUUCCUGCCCAUCAAGAAGCAGAGACUCGCCGCACUUUUCCCCAGGAAGUGAAAACUCUGUUAGCAUGUUAGCAUGCUAACUCCUUUUUACCACCUGGAACACUUUUCUACUCAAACUCUUCAUUUCAAGUAAGUGUGUGUGUGUGUGUGUGUGUGUGUGUGUGUGAACAUUCUCCCGUGCACUUUGUGGUAGUUUAGCUCAAGAAAAAUGAAGAAAAAAAGUUGACCGGGUGUUGUUGAUGUGACGAAAAAAUGAAAUCCUUCCAUGGCGUGAAUGAAAUAUUUAUCAUUAUUAUUGUUACUGUUAUUAUUAUUAUUAUUAUUUUUAUUAUUAUUGUUAUUGUUGGUAUUAUUAUUGUUGUUAUUAAUAUUAUGAUUAUUAUUAUUAUUGUUAUUUUUAGGAUUAUUAUGAUGAUGAUGAUUAUUAUUGUUACUGUUAUUAUGAGUAUUAAUAUUAUUGCUUUGAUUAUUAUUAUUAUAAUUAUUCAUCAUACUAAUCAUAAUGAUAAUCAUCAUAAUCACAAUAUUAUUAAUAAUCAUAAUAACAGUAAUAAUAAGCAUGAUAAUAAUAAUAAUAAUAAUAAUAACAAUAAUAAUCAUGCUAAUCAUAAAAUUAUGAUUAUUAUUAUGAAAAUGAUGAUGUUUGGUACGUACUUGUAACUAAUUUAUUGUGAGGUCAAAUAUUUAUUUAUACACUAAAUGUUUUUGCUGACUUGACACUUUCUGCUUUCCUUGCCUUUUAUUGAUUAACCACUUUUACUGGGUAUAAAGUACUUGUGAAAAGUACUUUAAUGAGUAAAUAUAUACUUUGAAUGGAUAAAAAGUACUUUAUUGAGUACAAAAGAUACUUUAAAUAGAUUUUUUUUUAAAGUACUUUAACGAUUGAAAAGUACUUCUAUUAGUUGAAGUAGGUUAGCUACUAAUGAAUGAAUAAAAUACUUUUAACAAGUAAAAAAUGUAAUGUAUAAAAAAGUUUUAAUAGUGAAAUGUACUUUUAAUACUGUAAAGUACAUUUAAUGAGUGAAAAGUACUUUAAUGGGUGAAACGUACUUUAAUGAGUUAAAAAUAUACUCUAAAUAUAUUAAAAACAAGAUACUUUCAUUAGAUAAAAAAUAUAUUAUUGAGUGAAAACUUUUUAAUGAGUGAAAAUAUACUUUGUAUAGAUAAAAAGUACUUUAAUGAGUACAAAAGAUACUUUAAAUAAAACAUUUUUUAAAAGUACUUUAAUGAGUGAAAAGUACUUCCAUGAGUUAUAGUAGGCUAGCUACUAAUGAAUGAAAACAAACAUUUAAGGAAUAAAAAAUACUUUUAACAAGUAACAAAAAUCUAAUGAGUGAAAAGUACUUUAAUGAGUAAAAAAAUACUUUUUAAUAUGUAAAAUGUACUUUAUUGAUUAAAAAUGCUUUUAAUAGAGAAAAUAAUGUUUAUUAGUCAAAAGUACUUUUAUUGGGUAAAAAAAAAAUGUAUUAUGCAAAAAUACUUUAAAUGAUUGGAAAGUACUUUAAUGGGUGAAAAGUAUUUUAAUGAGUACAAACGAUACUUGAAAUAGAUAAAAAGUAUUUCAAUGAGGACAGAAGAUACUUUAAAUAUAUAAAAAGUACUUUAAUGAGUGAAAAGUACCUCCAUGAGUUAUAUUAGGCUAGCUACUAAUGAAUGAACAAAAAACAUUUAAUUAAUAAAAAAAAUACUUUUAACAAGUAAAAAAUGUAAUGAGCGAAAAGUACUUUAAUUAGUAAAAAAUACUUUUAAUAUGUAAAAUGUACUUUAUUCUGUAAAAAUACUUUUAAUAGAGCAAAGUAAUUUUAUUAGUCAAAAGUACUUUAAUUGGGUAAAAAAAGAAAUGUAUUGUGCAAAAAUACUUUAAAUGAUUGGAAAGUACUUUAAUGAGUGAAAAGUACUUUAAUGAGUACAAAAGAUACUUGAAAUAGAUAAGUACUUUAAUGAGUACAAAAGCUACUUCAAAUAUAUAAAAAGUACUUUAAUUAGUGAAAAGUACUUCCAUGAGUUAUAGUAGGCUAGCUACUAAUGAAUGUAAAAAAAAAAAAGAAUGAAUUUAAAAUAUUUUUAACAAGUAAAAAAUUGAAUGAGUGAAAAGUACUUUAAUGAGUAAAAAAUACUUUUAAUAUGUAAAAUGUACUUUAUUUUGUAAAAAUACUUUUAAUAGAGAAAAUUAUUUUUUAUUAAUCAAAAGUACUUUUAUUGGGUAAAAAAAAUAAAUGUAUAGUGCAAAAAUACUUUAAAUGAUUGGAAAGUACUUUAAUGGGUGAAAAGUACUUUAAUCAGUACAAAAGAUACUUGAAAUAGAUCAAAAGUACUUCAAUGAGGACAGAAGAUACUUUAAAUAUAUGAAAAGUACUUUAAUGAGUGAAAAGUACCUCCAUGAGUUAUAGUAGGCUAGCUACUAAUGAAUGAAAAAAAAAAAUUAAUGAAUAAAAAAAUACUUUUAACAAGUAAAAAAAUGUAAUGAGUGAAAAGUACUUUGAGUAAAAAAAUAAUUUUUAAUAUGUAAAAUGUACUUUUGAGUAAAAAUACUUUUAGUAGAGAAAAGUAAGUGUACUAGUCAAAAGUACUUUUAUUGGGUAAAAAAAGUAAUGUAUUGUGCAAAAAUACUUUAAAUGAUUGGAAAGCACUUUAAUGAGUGAAAAGUACUUUAAUGAGUACAAAAGAUACUUGAAAUAGAUAAAAAGUACUUUGAUCAGUGAAAAGUACUGUAAUGAGUACAAAAGAUACUUGAAAUAGAUAAGUACUUUAUUGAGUACAAAAAAUACUUUAUAUAGAUAAAAAAAAAAGUACUUUAAUGAGUGAAAAGUACUUCCAUGAGUUAUAGUAGGCUAGCUACUAAUGAAUGAAAAAAAUAAUAAUUAAUGAAUAAAAAAUACUUUUAACAAGUAAAAAAUGUAAUGAGUGAAAAGUACUUUAAUGAGUAAAAAAAUACUUUUAAUAUGUAAAAUGUACUUUAUUUAGUAAAAAUACUUUUAAUAGAGCAAAGUAAUUGUAUUAGUCAAAAGUAAUUUUGUUGGGUAAAAAAUGUAUUGUGCAAAAAUACUUUUAAUGAUUGGAAAGUACUUUAUUGAGUACAAAAUAUACUUUAGAUAAAAAGUACUUUAAUGAGUGAAAAGUACUUCCAUGAGUUAUAGUAGGCUAGCUACUAAUGAAUGAAAAAAAUAUUUAAUAAAUAAAAAAAUACUUUUAACAAGUAAAAAAUGUAAUGAGUGAAAAGUACUUUAAUGAGUAAAAAAAUACUUUUAAUAUGUAAAAUGUACUUUAUUUAGUAAAAAUACUUUUAAUAGAGCAAAGUAAUUGUAUUAGUCAAAAGUAAUUUUGUUGGGUAAAAAAUGUAUUGUGCAAAAAUACUUUUAAUGAUUGGAAAGUACUUUAUUGAGUACAAAAUAUACUUUAGAUAAAAAGUACUUUAAUGAGUGAAAAGUACUUCCAUGAGUUAUAGUAGGCUAGCUACUAAUGAACGAAAAAAAUAUUUAAUAAAUAAAAAAAUACUUUUAACAAGUAAAAAAUGUAAUGAGUGAAAAGUACUUUGUUUAAAAAAUAAUUUUAAUAUGUAAAAUACUUUUAAUAGAGAAAAGUAAUUUUAUUAGUCAAAAGUACUUUUAUUGGGUAAAAAAGAAAUGUUCAAAAAUACUUGAAAUGAUUGGAAAGUAAUUUAUUGAGUACAAAAGAUACUUUAAAUAGAUAAAAAAGUACUUUAAUGAGUGAAAAGUACUUCCAUGAGUUAUAGUAGGCUAGCUACUAAUGAAUGAAAAAAAAAAUUUAAUAAAUAAAAAAUACUUUUAACAAGUAAAAAAUGAAAUGAGUAAAAAGUACAUUUGAUUAAAAAAUAAUUGUAAUAUGUAAAAUGUACUUCAUUAAAUAAAUAUAUUCUUUUAAUAUAGAAAAGUCAUUUGAAUAGUCAAAAGUACUUUUAUUGGGUAAAAAAAGAAAUGUGCAAAAAUACUUGAAAUGAUUGGCAAGUACUUUAAUGAGGAUGUUUAGGAGUACAAAGUACUUGUGUGAUGACGUGUACAAUCCAGCAGAGCAAACAUUUAGUCGCCACGUCUACAAAAGCAAAAAACUCUCCACAAUAUUUUCAUUGCCAUGUGUGGCUGUAGGAAACCUCCCAUGGAAAGUAGGUAUAUAAAACCUUUAUGUUGACCUUUGCAGCACCAUUGCUGCUUGUGUUGAUAAAUGUGCAGGAGACGAUGGUCCCACUUUCUCAUGCACUCCACAGCAUGACGGAGUUCAAACAUGAAGAAAAAAAUCUUCUGGCCUUUUUAUUCCAAAGGUGCAAAAAGAGGUUGAAAGGUGACAAGACUGAAAUGUUGAAAAGGUCAAAGUUGAACGUGAUUGACAUAUUUUCACCUGCAAGGAAACAAAUCAACACUUUGUUGAAAUAAUUACUUGACACAAAAGUCUUUAUUCCAAGAAUAAUUUAAUACAUUUGAAUUAAAAUGCAUUUAUUCAUCUUCCAUUUACGGGAAAUGUUCAAUGUUAGUUUUCACCUUAGCUGACAUCUGAACAGGAGGAAACUAACAUUAUCAACAAAUACAAAGAAAAUGUCGUUAAAAAUCAUCACUUUUGUUUGGCUUUUAAACACUUUUACUUUUCAUUGAAAAUACGUUUUGGAUGGGAAGAAGUUUUAUUGUUAUUUUAGAAUGAAAGUGUUUCAAACCGUUUGUAUUUUAAUUUACACCUCAGAAAUACAAAUAAUAAUAAUAAUGUACUUUUAUUUCAUUAAUAAUGUAAUUGUAUUUCAUUAUAAUCAUGUACUUUUAUUUCAUCAAUAAUAAUGUACUUUUAUUUGAUUAAUGAUAAUGUAAUUUUAUUUCAUUAAUAAUCAUGUACUUUUUUUAUUAA
Messenger RNA from Nerophis lumbriciformis (worm pipefish), 8215 nucleotides. It is a transcript of the gene rai2, whose product is annotated as retinoic acid induced 2. Gene Ontology annotation, cellular component: nucleus. Gene Ontology annotation, biological process: animal organ development. NCBI's taxonomy places the organism in Eukaryota, Metazoa, Chordata, Actinopteri, Syngnathiformes, Syngnathidae. The record is from RefSeq and is a predicted model, not a curated record.